This is a messenger RNA of Symphalangus syndactylus (siamang), 576 nucleotides long. Its product is annotated as chondrosarcoma-associated gene 2/3 protein. Lineage: Eukaryota; Metazoa; Chordata; Mammalia; Primates; Hylobatidae. The record is from RefSeq and is a predicted model, not a curated record.
UGUGAUCAGCAUUUACAAUCAGUUGACUUUAAGGAAAGCAGUUUAACUUCCAUAAUGUGGAUGGGUCUCAUCCAAUUAGUUGAAGGUGUUAAGAGAAAAGACCAAGGUUUCCUGGAAAAGGAAUUCUACCACAAGACUAACAUAAAAAUGCGGUGUGAGUUUCUAGCCUGCUGGCCUGCCUUCACUGUCCUGGAGGAGGCAUGGAGAGACCAGGUGGACUGGAGUAGACUAUUGAGAGACGUUGGUCUGGUGAAGAUGUCCGGGAAACCACGAGCCUCCAGCCCAUUGUUCAACAACCACCCACCAACACCAAAGAGGCAAGAACAUGGAAAGCAUCCUCUCAACCCUGGCCCAGAAGCCUUAUCAAAGUUCCCAAGACAACCCGGAAGGGAAAAAGGACCCGUCAAGGAAGUUCCAGGAACAAAAGGCUCUCCCUAAAAGACCACCGCUUCAAAAACACCUGAGGAAUGGAGUGGGCCAACACUAUCCAGCCACUCUGACCAGCCGAAGGAGGAACUCAGUCAAAAUGAGCCACAGUAGGACCACAAGGGCAAGGAGACCAGCAGCUUCUCCAGC